AUGCUGAUGCUUUCAUCAAAACGUGGUGAUGAUUCUUUCUCGGUGCCUUUACCUGUAGUCAUUGUCGUACUAUGUUUCUUUGUCCUCUUACCAACAAUCAGCAGGCUCCGGUUCCCGUGUAUAGUAAAACUAGUUGGCAAUGUUCUAGGCAGAAAACUGUUACCUUGGCGUCAAGUUAUUCUAAACAUGUGUAUGCUUGCAGCGAUAGUGAUGCUGGUAUUCACUUUCAGUGACGAGCUACCACUUUCAAUCGUAUACGACGUUUCUGUUUUACUGUUGCUGUCAUUUGGCAACUUCCAGAUUCCAGCAGCAACUGUGCGUGUCGUCCUCGCAUUGGCAGGUAUUCUACAUCAAAAGGACGAACCAAAAAAGGAAGUCAAGCCGGAUUGCGAGAAAAAAGAUGAUAAUGACAGCAAAAACCUCAAGGCAUCUCUAAUCAUAUUCUAUGGGAUGGUGCUGGGGCAAGGGAUACUUUACAUUGUGGCCUGCUUGCUGGAGGUAUUUUCAUUCAUCCCUCGGAAAUACCUCAUCCGCCAUGGCGGAUUGGGAGGCCAGAUGGGAGUGGAAAAUGUCAAUUUGUACUAUGCAUAUGCCUUUGAGAAAUGCAUGGAAGGGGCUGUGCUUGCUCCAAAGAAGAUCAGCCUUAUCACAUUUGCCAUGGAUUCCCUCAACUCAGACUCAUCCAGGAAGAAGCUCUAUGGGGUUCAGAUGCUGCAUAAAUUACUCAAAAUGGAGCAGUUAAGGACCAAAACAAUUACAAAACUCACCAAUGACACCAAGACAGUAGCCUCAUUGUUCGAUAUGCUGGACUGGACAAGCGAUAGGGAUUCAGAAAUCAGAUUAUUCGCUGCAAAGGUCACUGCCGAGCUUGCUGGUAGCCUCCGAGUUGUUCAAAUCCCUGGGACAACGCAGCUUGUAGCCUCACUUCUGGACACUGAU
Messenger RNA from Oryza sativa Japonica Group (Japanese rice), 939 nucleotides. The record is from RefSeq and is a predicted model, not a curated record. Lineage: Eukaryota; Viridiplantae; Streptophyta; Magnoliopsida; Poales; Poaceae.